UGUACCCCACCGUGGACAGGUUCCUCUUCUUCGCGAUCAGCGACGGCUACAUGGAGGACGCGGUCAGGUGCUACGUGGUGCCCGAACACCGCGUCCCUCGCUGGAAGUACCCCUACGCGGUGCUGCAGCCCGAAGUGUGGGUGUGCCUCGUCUUGGCGAUGGCGGCACUAGUGAUGGUGCUGUCUCUGAGGACAGAUCAGGGCGUUGUCGCGGACACCAUGACGGUCCUCGGCGUGCUCACGGAAGGCAGCUGGGCGUCGUGUCUCAGGAAGCCACGGCGCUGCUCGGCCCUCAUCGUGCUCUGGGUGGUGUUUGCCAUGCACUUCAACUCCGGCUACCGCGCAGUGCUGUCUACGGCCAAUGUAGGUCGUCUGGUGACUCGGGGAUUUUCGUCGUUUAGGGAAGUAAAGGAGUCAGCAGCGCGUAUUCUUACGAUGUCGCUGGGACUUCAAAACGAAGUAGAAGAAUUACUCGGUUCUAUUGAAGUAUGCGAAUCAUUGGAGAAGUGCUCCAGAAUACUUUGGAUGAAUCAGGAAAGUUCGGCCCUGGUCAUGACUGGUCGCACCAUGGAGUUCGCCGGUCCCAAGUACUUCCUAGACGAUCGCGCUCGCCGUUUCUUGAGGCCUCUCCGCGAGACAGUGUUCACUUUCUAUACGGGUGCCUUAUUGGAACGUGACUCUCCGCUCCUGCCUGCCGUCAACCAAGCCGUGGCUGCCAUCCGAGGAGGGGCAUUGUACAAACCAUGGUUGACAAGAGUGGAUGCCAUUGCUCAACGACUGGUCAGGAAAAAAAAGCGGAGACGCCCAGACGGUCCUCCUAGACUGGACUUGACUAGAACCAUGGGGCCAUUCACUCUGCUUGCGACAGGGCUAGCGGCUUCCACGUGCGUUUUCGUGGGGGAACUUCUGUGGCUACGUUGUGCAGGUCGACAGGGGCAAGUCCGCGAAAUCGCAGGAAGUCCAAGAUACAAUUUGGAGCCAGCAGAAUGAUUGGGCACUGUGACAGUUUUUGCUGAAAUGCCUGUCAACUGGAGACUACCAAUCACAUUCAUCGAUAAGAAGUCAUGUGAACGAAAUGAUUCAUCACCUUCAAAUUCCCGCUGAGAUUUUUAAUUUAUCUCUAUUGGUUGCCGAGUAAUCCCGACUCGGAUGGACCAUGGUCGAUGUUUCAUAUCUUACCCUUUAUGACAGUGGCCUUGUUUUAGUAUGCCCUGUUCAUCGUAACUGAAGUACGUUAAUUGAAGUUAAUUGAAUAGAAACUGCAGUAUAAUGAGAACAUUUAAUUUGAUUUAGCUUCUUUCAAACCUGGACCAUCUUCUAAUAAAACUUUUGCGCCUUCCUGCAAGAAGUUUAAAGCUAAUGCAUUUUUCUGUGCUAGCUUAUGCCGCCCGCUGCACCCCACCCUGACCCCGCUGCACGCCACUUCCGACGCCGCUGUCCAGGAGGAUACUGUCAAAC
This is a messenger RNA of Thrips palmi, 1457 nucleotides long. RefSeq lists its product as uncharacterized. The coding region runs from base 51 to 989 and encodes 312 amino acids. Lineage: Eukaryota; Metazoa; Arthropoda; Insecta; Thysanoptera; Thripidae. The transcript is spliced from 5 exons. The record is from RefSeq and is a predicted model, not a curated record.